GUUAUUAUUUAGUUAUGUUGUUGCUUGGUUACAUUUGAUGCCUCCGCACGUGGGAAGCUACCGGUUUGAAAGACGCGGCUUCACUUGCUUUUCUGCACCAAGAUGGCAAGAAUCAGACGAUUUGAGAAAGCUGUUUGCUGGAGCGACGACAGAUACUGGGCAACUUGGGACAAGUGGGGAGAGGUGAUUGACUGGGGAGAUGAGAAAGAGCUGUGCUCCCCAGCAGAAUCACCUUCUGACCAGGCUGACAGUUCCACUGAGUCACAUUCCCGAAGGCGAAUUGCCAAGGCAGUUAGCUGGACGGAUGAUGCUUAUUGGGCAGCCUGGGACAAGUGGGAAGAGAUCAUCUGCUGGGGUGAUGAAGAGGAGUGCUCCCAAGUAACUCCACCCACUAGCCAGCUUGGGAGGGAUAAGGGGAUAGAUGUACAUGGGUUGGAGGCUUUUGUGAUAAAUAACAGGACAAUCUCCAUAAAGCCUGUAGACAACCAUCAAGACAGUCUGAAGAUAGGAGCUGUGCUGGUAGACCUCUGCCAGUUUGAUCUCGAAUAUUUAGAUCAAAGUAAAUUUAAUUGUGAAAUUGUGCAAGUACAAAUUGGAGAAGUUGAAGUGGAGGAGACUAGAGAAAAGGCUUUUGAAAAAGCAUUUGAAUUGGAAAUUGUGGAUGUGGCAGUAGAAGUUAUAAACGAGGAACAGAAGAACCAGGCAAUACUCUCUGGUGGUUGA
This is a messenger RNA of Brienomyrus brachyistius, 723 nucleotides long. RefSeq lists its product as uncharacterized. NCBI's taxonomy places the organism in Eukaryota, Metazoa, Chordata, Actinopteri, Osteoglossiformes, Mormyridae. The coding region runs from base 103 to 723 and encodes 206 amino acids. The record is from RefSeq and is a predicted model, not a curated record. The transcript is spliced from 3 exons.